AUGAAAACAACACAUAAUAGGCAGAAGAGUUAUCAUCAUGUGAGAAGAAAAGAUUUGGAAUUUAAGGAAGGUGAUCAUGUGUUCCUUAGAGUUAAUCUUGUGACGGGCGUUAGACGUGCACUGAAAUCGAAGAAGCUGAUUCUUAAAUUUAUUGGUCCAUAUCAUAUUUCUAAGAGAAUUGGGGUUGUUGCUUAUAGAGUGACCUUACCACCCGAUCUUUCGAAUUUACAUGAUGUGUUCCAUGUAUCACAACUUCAGAAGUAUAUUUGCAAUCCAACUCAUAUGAUUAGGAUGAAGGAUGUGCAAGUGAGGAACAACCUUACGGUGAAAGCAUUGCCUGUGAGAACUGAGGAUCGAAAAUUGAAGAAGCUGAGAGGAAAAAAGAUUUCUCUAGUGAAAGUUGUUUAG
Molecule: messenger RNA, 408 nt
Organism: Lathyrus oleraceus (garden pea)
Lineage: Eukaryota; Viridiplantae; Streptophyta; Magnoliopsida; Fabales; Fabaceae
Exons: 1
Coding region: 1-408 (135 amino acids)
Source: RefSeq, a predicted model, not a curated record